CAUCGUAGUUUGGUCGAAAACAGGUCCUCUGCGGCCUUCUUACCCCAAGCGUUUUUGUUUCAGAAUGAAGACCAUUCUCAGCAAUCAGACUGUCGACAUUCCAGAAAAUGUCGACAUUACUCUGAAGGGACGCACAGUUAUUGUGAAGGGCCCCAGAGGCACCCUGCGGAGGGACUUCAAUCAUAUCAACGUAGAACUCAGUCUCCUUGGGAAGAAAAAGAAGAGGCUCCGGGUUGACAAAUGGUGGGGGAAUAGGAAGGAACUGGCCACUGUUCGCACUAUCUGUAGUCAUGUACAGAACAUGAUCAAGGGCGUUACACUGGGCUUCCGUUACAAGAUGAGGUCUGUGUAUGCUCACUUCCCCAUCAACGUUGUUAUUCAGGAGACUGGUUCUCUUGUUGAAAUCCGAAAUUUUUUGGGUGAAAAGUACAUCCGCAGGGUUCGGAUGAGGCCAGGUGUUGCUUGUUCAGUAUCUCAAGCCCAGAAAGAUGAGUUGAUUCUUGAAGGAAAUGACAUUGAACUUGUGUCAAAUUCAGCUGCUUUGAUUCAGCAAGCCACAACAGUUAAAAACAAGGAUAUCAGAAAAUUUUUGGAUGGUAUCUAUGUUUCUGAAAAAGGAACAGUUCAGCAGGCUGAUGAAUAAGAUCUGAGUGAUCCAGUUACAGAAACUGCAAGAGGCCAGACUCAUAUGUGAUAUUUUAAAAACGAAUAAAAGCUCUUUUGACUUGGGACUUUCUCUUAAA
Molecule: messenger RNA, 743 nt
Organism: Balaenoptera ricei (Rice's whale)
Lineage: Eukaryota; Metazoa; Chordata; Mammalia; Artiodactyla; Balaenopteridae
Gene: RPL9
Product: ribosomal protein L9
Exons: 7
Coding region: 65-643 (192 amino acids)
Biological process (GO): cytoplasmic translation
Cellular component (GO): cytosolic large ribosomal subunit; ribosome
Molecular function (GO): structural constituent of ribosome; rRNA binding
Source: RefSeq, a predicted model, not a curated record